AUGGUGAUCCGAAUGGUGAACAUAAUACAAAGAGUAAGAAUCAUCCUUCGAGCAACACUAUCUCACCACUACGAUUCUACGAUUCCUCGAUGGAUGAAACCUUCAAGAAAUGAAGAAGAAGAACACGAGAAAUUUAGAAAUUGUAGGAAUAGAUCUUCAAAUCUAAACUUUAGAUCUCACGAGGCUCGAUACCAUAUUGAAAUCUUGGAUUGUAAACAAGAAUCGGAUCCAAGAAGUCUAGUGAAUCUUGAAUGA
Molecule: messenger RNA, 255 nt
Organism: Dovyalis caffra
Lineage: Eukaryota; Viridiplantae; Streptophyta; Magnoliopsida; Malpighiales; Salicaceae
Source: the annotation of a GenBank genome assembly